This is a messenger RNA of Aaosphaeria arxii CBS 175.79, 2343 nucleotides long. RefSeq names its product AAA family ATPase/60S ribosome export protein-like protein Rix7. The coding region runs from base 136 to 2343 and encodes 735 amino acids. The transcript has 2 exons. Gene Ontology annotation, cellular component: nucleus. Gene Ontology annotation, molecular function: ATP binding; ATP hydrolysis activity; preribosome binding. The record is from RefSeq and is a predicted model, not a curated record. NCBI's taxonomy places the organism in Eukaryota, Fungi, Ascomycota, Dothideomycetes, Pleosporales. Gene Ontology annotation, biological process: ribosome biogenesis.
AAGCACCUCCGCAAAAUCGUCAAGUUCUGUUUAAUAGCGUUCACGCAAGAAAAGCAAGUUACAAGGGUUCUUUAAAAGGAAAGAGCGUAAUAGGUUAUCUCGCUAUUUUCUGAAACUGCGAGACAGCACUCAAAAAUGGCUUCACGAAGUCGUGCGACUUUACAGCAAGGUCUCGACAAGGAAGUGUAUCAAAUCGUCACAAAGUUCAUAGAGGAACGAAAUGAAUCGCCACUCAAGAUAAAAUCUUACACUCUAUACGACUGGAUCAAGGGUUCGAACAGCAGUCUAAAAAGGAGACCCAAGAAACAAUUAGAGGAUUCUAUCGACCGCGUACUGGCCGUCCUGCAAGAGGACGAAUCCGGAGAAGAUGAAUUGGUCGAAAUGGAGGGCUUCGUCGAAGAGGUCGCAAAGAAGGAGAAGAAAAGCCACUCGACAGAUUUGAUGAAUCGGUCCAUUGUCAACUCCUGGGCCGUGUCAUCGGGGACCGCCACCCCAACCGGAGAGAAGAGCAAGAAACGCGACGGAUCUAAGGUCAAUGGCGAAAGGGAUGCUAAGAAACCGAGAAAAGAGAAGGACGGCCAGAAGAUCAAUACAUCACCGCCAACGCAUCUUAGCCUGGAGGAUGUAGGUGGUGUCGAUGAUGUCAAAGCCCAAUUAAAGGAUCACCUCGUCAUGCCAUUGCUCCGACCUGAAGAUUACGUGCGAAGGGGCAUUCCAAUUCCCAGGGGUAUCCUACUUCACGGCCCCCCAGGUUGCGGCAAGACUGUGAUUUGCAGAGCGUUUGCCGCAAAACUCGGGGUUCCUUUCAUUGAAAUUCUCGGCCCUUCCGUUGUUUCUGGCAUGUCGGGAGAGUCGGAAAAGCAGAUUCGGGAGCAUUUCGAAAGGGCAAAGGAGGUCGCCCCGUGUCUCAUCUUCAUCGACGAAAUCGACGUGAUUGCACCCAAGCGAGACACGGCGCAAAGCCAGAUGGAGAAGCGAAUCGUCGCACAGCUCCUGAUAUCUAUGGAUGGCCUGGCGAUGGAGUCUAACGAUGGCAAGCCAGUCAUUGUACUAGCCGCUACAAACCGACCGGACAGUAUCGAUCCGGCUCUCCGACGAGGAGGUCGCUUCGAUACUGAGAUCAACAUGGGUGUUCCUAACGAGGGAAUGAGAGAGCUGAUUCUCAAGGCGUUGACUCGAGGGCCAAAGUUGGACAACGAUGUGGAAUUCAAAGCACUGGCAAAGAUGACUGCAGGUUUCGUCGGAGCAGAUCUUCGCGAUCUUGUGAGCAAAGCAGGGACAUGGUCGAUGAAUCAGUAUAUCAAGGCAUUGGAGAGGCAAGCCGCAGAAACUGUUACGGAGAUGGACAUCGACGAUACACCUGCUGUUACUGUAGGCUCUGAGAUGGACCGCUCAAUUGACAGACUUGUCCAACGUGCGCGUGAUCAAGAGAUGCCGGUGCCUGAAGGAUACGAGGACGAGACGAUUAGGAUGGAAGCUUUCACGGCUGUUCUACCAAGCAUCAUUCCUUCCUCCAAGCGAGAAGGCUUUGCGACAAUUCCAGACACCACAUGGCGGGAUGUUGGUGCAUUGGAGAAUGUUCGUGAGGAACUACAAAUGGCUAUCGUGGAGCCGAUCAAGAACCCUCAACGCUACAAGAAGGUCGGCAUCUCCGCGCCAACAGGUGUGCUUCUAUGGGGCCCACCAGGUUGCGGAAAGACUCUAUUGGCAAAGGCCGUCGCCGCGGAGUCCAAAGCGAACUUUAUUAGCGUGAAAGGACCAGAGCUGCUCAACAAGUAUGUCGGAGAGUCCGAACGUGCCGUUCGACAAGUCUUCACUCGAGCACGCAGCUCCGUUCCUUGCGUUAUCUUCUUCGAUGAACUUGAUGCUCUGGUACCACACCGUAACAGUGAACAGUCGGAAGCCUCCGCCCGUGUUGUCAACACGCUGCUCACCGAACUCGACGGCCUUUCUACCCGAGAAGGAAUUUACCUUAUUGCAGCUACCAAUCGACCCGAAAUGAUUGACCGUGCCAUGCUUCGUCCAGGACGACUAGAAACCCUACUUUACGUGGAAUUGCCAAAACCAGAAGAGAGAGUGUCUAUCCUUCGAGCGCUUAUCCACAAGACCCCCGGCAUGAGCCUCGAACUUGCGGAAGUCGCCCGCAGAGACGACUGCAAGGACUUCAGUGGUGCAGAUCUAAGCGCCUUACUACGGAGAGCAGCACAGCACUGUCUCCGGGCUGGCAGAGACAUGGUGGAGGCGAUUGAUCUUGAGGUUGCGGCAAAGCAUAUCAAGCCCAGUGUCGGCGAUAUCAAAAAUUACGAGCGAUUAAGGAAGGAAUUCGAGACAAAAUUGUGGUAG